AUGGAUUCUGUGAGAAUGGUUAAGUCUGUUCUGGUGUGGAUUCGAUUGAAUGGUUUGGGAUUGCAAUAUUGGGGUAAGAAUAGUCUCAGUGCUCUGGUGAGUACUAUUAGCAAACCAAUAAUGGUGGACAAGGUAACUCAGAGCAGAGCGAUGGUGAAAUAUGCUUGGGUUUUGGUAGAUAUGGAGAUUUCGGAUCACCCUCCCAAGAGCAUUGCUUAUAUCAAUGAACGGGGACAGUUAGUCGAACAAAUGGUUGAGUAUGAAUGGCUCCCAUAUAAAUGUGCUGCUUAUGCUCAAUUAGGGCAUAUAGUGGCUAAUUGUAACAAGGGGAAAGGUGUGGUUUGGAUGAAGAAAACCUCUGUUGAAAAAAGAGAUAAUUUAGAACAUGAAUUAAAUGGUCCUGAGAUUGAUCAACAGCAAGUUUCAGGGUCUGCAAUACCAGAAAACAGAGUGCCUAUUACUACAGUUACUGAUGCAGACGAGAGGGGCAUUGAGUCAAAGGAGAGUAAUGUAGAUCUGGGCUCUCACAGCUCUUCUCAGUUAGUUGGAACAGGUAGAAAUGACAGUGCUGGCAAUUGGACUACUCCUAAAAGACGAGGGCCUAAACAGGCAGUGGCAGCUCAACACAAGGCAGCUGUUGCUCCAAGCAAGGCUAAUUUGAGUAAUGGGUGGAAUGUGAGGGGUAUGAAUAAAAAAGAGAAGCAAAAAGCUAUUCUAGAUGUAUGUAAGGAGAAUAAGGUUGGUUUUGGAGCUUUUUUCGAAACUAAGGUGAAACAUGAGAAGAUUCAAGAAGUUUUUGGGAAUAAUUUUCAUAAUUGGGAUUACUAUUCUAGUUCUAUCACUUCUGGUAGGAUCUUGAUUAUUUGGCAAGCUAAGUUUGUGAAGGUUGAUAUAUUAUUUGAGGAUCCUCUACUUGUUCAUUGCAAAAUAAAAGUCAGUGGCCAGCAGGAGGUGUUCUUUGCUACGGUAGUAUAUGGUAGCAACUCAAUGGUGGAUAGGAAAAUUCUAUGGGACAAGUUAGCUAACAUUGGUCAUCUGAAUAAUCCUUGGAUCAUAUUCGGGGAUUUUAAUGCUAUGUUUAGCUUCCAGGAUAGGAAUGGUGGGAGACAAAUUUUAGCUAAAGAUAUUGCUGAUGCUCAAGACUGGCUGGCUUUAGGCCAAGUGGAAGAAUUUAAAUGUUCUGGUGCGCACUUUACUUGGUCCAAUAAACAUGAUAUAGGUGACCAGAUUUUUUCCAAACUUGAUCGAGUGUUUACUAAUGUUUCGUGGCUGGACUUGUUCCCCAAAACUGAAGCUUGUUUUAAAUGGGACUUUGUUUCUGAUCAUAGCUACUGUAUUAUCAAAAGUCAGGAGUUGAACAAGGUGGGGAUCAAACCUUUCAGAUUUUGUAAUCACUGGCUUCAUUACAGAAGGUUCAAAGAGGCUGUUUUGGGAAGCUGGAACUCUUCUUCAGGCUCGGUAGGGGGUCUUAAUCAGAUCGUUCAGAAGUUGUUUAGAGUUAAACAUGUGUUGAAACGUUUUAACAGGGAAGAGGUUGGUGAUGUUAUUUUGGAUUACAAGAUGGCUAAGGAGGAGCUCAGUAUUGCUCAAGAGGCCUUAACUACUAAUCCUGCUGAUCAUACUGUGCAUCAAGCUGUUAUUCAAGCUCAGCAGAAGUUUACUGUCAUGCAGAAUCGUUACUCUUGUUUCCUCAAGCAACAGAGUAAAGUUAACUGGGUAGUUUUCAGUGAUGAAAAUUCGAAAUACUUCCAUGCGGUUAUGAGGAAAAGAAGAAUAGAAAACAGAAUCACUUCUUUUAUUACUGGUGAUAAAAUUGAAGAUGAUUAUGAGAAAGUUGUAAAGCAUUUUCUCUCCCAUUUUGAGAACUUUAUGGGGAGGAGUAGUUCGGCUACCAAGGAAAUAGACUUAGAUUGUUUGAACCAGGGAAAUAGACUAUCUAUGGAGCAGCAAGUCCGUUUAUUAAGGCCGUUUAGUAAGAGUGAUGUGAAGAAGGCUCUUUUCAGCAUUCAUUCUUCUAAAAGUCCUGGGUUGGAUGGUUUUGGAUCAGGCUUAUUCAAGGGGUUAUGGGGAAAUAUUGGAGCUGAAAUUUCCCAAGCUGUCUUAGAUUUUUUCCAGGAUGGUUUCUUGCCGAAAUCAUUGAAUGAAACGGUGAUUUCCCUCAUUCCUAAGGUAGCAGAUCUGAAAUCAGCUAGUGAUUACAGGCCUAUUGCUUGUUGUAAUACACUUUAUAAGUGUAUUUCAAAACUGCUUUGUACUAGGCUCUCGGAAGUGCUUCCUUUCCUAGUUCAUAGCAACCAAGGGGCCUUCAUUAAGAACAGAAAUCUUGCUCAUAAUAUCAUGAUCUUCCAGGAUCUCCUAAAAGGGUAUACUAGGAAGAAUAUUUCAGCAAGAUGUAUAAUGAAGAUCGAUCUUAGCAAAGCCUACAAUACAGUCGAUUGGCACUUUGUGGAGGAGCUGCUUAAGAAUCUUUGUUUCCCUUCUAGAUUUAUUAAUUGGAUUUUGGUCUGUUUAAAAGGAACGAGCUACAGUCUCCUCAUGAAUGGUAGAAUUCAGGGUUCCUUCAAAGGGGAAAAAGGUCUUCGUCAAGGUGACCCUAUAUCUCCCCUCUUAUUUGUCCUGAUUAUGGAGUACCUCACCAGACUUUUGGCUCACAAUUCUGGUAAAAAAGGAUUUGGCUUUCAUCCUUUGUGCAAACAUCUUAGAUUAACUAACCUUUUCUUUGCAGAUGAUUUGAUUAUUUUUUGCAAAGGCAAUAUCAAUUCGGUGAGUGGCAUUCAAGAUGCUUUCAAGAAGUUAUGUGAUUCUACAGGUCUUUCUGCGAAUAAAGCUAAAUCUCAUAUCUUUUUUGGAGGAGUUAAAGAAGAAGUUAAAAUCAAGAUUCUUGGCCUGAUGCAAAUGGAUGAAGGUUCAUUUCCUUUGAAGUAUUUAGGGGUUCAUCUUAGGCCUACUAAAUGGAAGGCUUCAGACUGUGGGGUGAUUUUGGAUAAACUGAACAAGAACCUCAACUGUUGGGCGAGUAGGAAUUUAUCAUUUGCUGGUCGGGCUCAACUUAUUCACUCGGUUAUGCUUGGUAUUAGGAACUUUUGGAUGAGUAUUUUCAUUCUGCCUUAUAAAGUUACAGCUACUAUUGAUAAAUGCUGUCGAGAUUUCCUCUGGGGUUCAAGUGGGAAUAGGAGUAAGCUUCAUCUCCCUUCUUGGGAGAAGGUUUGUCUCCCGAAAAAAUUGGGUGGUAUUGGCUUUCGUGAAGGCAAGAAAUGGAACAUGGCUUUGAUGGCCAAGUAUAUAUGGGCUUCCUCUAGCAAACAAGACUGUCUUUGGGUUAGAUGGAUCAACUCCAUUUACCUUAAAGAUCAAAACAUUUGGAGUAUUCCAAUUAAGCAAGAUAUGAGUUGGUAUUUUAAGAAGCUGCUGAAGCUUAGGCAAAUUACUGAUGAAGUUUCUUUGAGACAAGCUGAAAAGGGAGUUGUGUAUGCUGAGACUGUUUGGAACAAACUUCUAGUGCCCAAGCAUAGGUUUAUCUAUUGGCAGAUUUUUAACUCUCAAUUGCUUACCAGAGAUCACUUGAGCCGCUUCUUGCCUAUCCAAUCUUCUUCAUGCCCUGUUUGUGACUUGGAUUUAGAAACUCAUAGCCACCUAUUCAUGGAUUGUAUUUUCUCAAGGAGGUUAUUUGGGGAAGUUAGCAGCUGGCUGGGUGUUUUUAUGUGGCCGAAGUCAUUCUUGGAGCUUCAGAACUGGUGUCAUUCAGCUGUUAGAGGUUUGAAGUACCAGAUUAUGAAUGCUGUUCUUUCUGCAACUCUGUACUUUAUUUGGAAAAACAGGAACAAGUGUAUCUUUGAUUCUGCUUGUAAUUCUGCUAGCAGUGUUAGCUUUGAAAUUAGGAAAGUUGUUAAAUGUAGAAUCUUGGGUUUGGGUCUUCUUAGCUUUAGCAAAAAGGACAGAUAUUUGCUCAAUAUUGUAGAGGGUUGGUAA
Humulus lupulus (European hop) is the source of this 3969-nucleotide messenger RNA. RefSeq lists its product as uncharacterized. The transcript is spliced from 4 exons. NCBI's taxonomy places the organism in Eukaryota, Viridiplantae, Streptophyta, Magnoliopsida, Rosales, Cannabaceae. The record is from RefSeq and is a predicted model, not a curated record. The coding region runs from base 1 to 3969 and encodes 1322 amino acids. Gene Ontology annotation, molecular function: catalytic activity.